Saccharomyces paradoxus is the source of this 1200-nucleotide messenger RNA. It is a transcript of the gene PEX12, whose product is annotated as ubiquitin-protein ligase peroxin 12. The transcript has a single exon. Gene Ontology annotation, molecular function: ubiquitin-protein transferase activity; protein binding; zinc ion binding. Gene Ontology annotation, biological process: protein monoubiquitination; protein import into peroxisome matrix. Gene Ontology annotation, cellular component: peroxisomal membrane; peroxisomal importomer complex. Bases 1 to 1200 code for a protein of 399 amino acids. The record is from RefSeq and is a predicted model, not a curated record. NCBI's taxonomy places the organism in Eukaryota, Fungi, Ascomycota, Saccharomycetes, Saccharomycetales, Saccharomycetaceae.
AUGAGCUUUUAUUCAAACCUACCAUCUGCUGGACAAUCUAAUCAGGGGUCUCCAACAAGCGGUCGAAAUGGGGUGGGAUUAGAACCCUUGUAUCCAACUAUCUUUGAGAUAGUGUCAUCGCAUGAAAUCGAUUCCUUGCUGCCCACAUCGAUACGGUAUUUAUUAACAAAUCAUUUAAUAGCGAACUUCCCCAACAAGUAUACUCUGCAGCUGAAUAACUACUUUUUUGAAUGGUUUCAAGCAAUAAAAGGGCUUGUUGAAUGGUAUCAUUUGAAGACAUACAAUUCUACGUUUAUUGAUCGGUUUUAUGGGCUGCAACAAUUUAACUCAAGGGACAGAAAUCUGGCUUUAACACAAUGCUUAAAUCCCAAGAACCAUAGCGCGUGGCCUCGAGGUUUGCAGCUAACUCAGCGACAGAGGAGUGUGAUUUUUUUGGAAAAGAUUAUUCUCCCUUACAUCGCAACGAAGCUUGAUGAAACAUUAGAGAAGCUAUCAGUGAACAACAUAUUCAGCGGUGCUGAGACUGAAGAGAGAUGGGUCAAGAGAGCAUUUCUAAAAAUUUACCCAAUUAUUAAGAAACUAUUCGCGCUAUCCAAUUUACUCGUUAAAUUAUUAUUCCUAACUAAAAGAACAGGAUCGGUUUCGUUGCUACAGUACUUAUGUAAGAUAGAGUACACGACAAUGAAACCAAUGACAUUAGAAACGUCUAGUCUUAAAGAGACGAAAGGAAUGGAUAGUAGGUUAAGGAAAACAAAUAUGUCAUCAAUUUUGGCACUUUUGCAACGCGAAUUAUCGAUUGUACCCAGGUUUUUAACAUUCAUGGGUUCGCAAUUCUUCCCCACUUUCAUAUUCGUACUGAGAGUGUACCAAUGGUGGACCACACAGGACAUGACCACCAAAUUGCAGAAAAGCAUGAAUGACUUAGAUGAAGAUAUUCCAAGGCCGCCUGUCUCCUCACAGGGUGACAAAACGGAAAGUAAAGAGGAAGUUUCUGAGGCAUGUCCCGUUUGCGAAAAAACUAUACAAAAUCCCUGCGUAUUGGAAACGGGAUACGUCGCAUGCUACCCGUGUGCCAUUAGCUAUUUGGUUAAUAAUGAAGGUCAUUGUCCUGUUACUCAUAAAAAACUGCUAGGCUGCACAUACAACAGGCAUACGAAUAAAUGGGAAGUUGUGACAGGUAUGAGAAAGCUACUAAUCUGA